AUGGCCCGCAGCAACCUCACGAAGCUCUCUGGCGCGGCUGCCCGCACGCUCCGCGCCUCGUCGCAGGCCCGUCUGGCCAUCCCACGCCGCUCUGCCCUCCUCCUCCUCGCCCCCAAGCCGGCCGUCUCUGUAGUUCCGGCCCGGAAGCUCUUCACGACGUCGUCCGUCGCUGCCCGCGGCAUCAUGCCCGAUACCGACGAUCCCAAGGUCAAGGAGACGCCCAAGGACGAGGUCAAAAUGAAUAUCGUUGAGCUCACAGAUGCCGAGUACCACGAGCUCUCAGACGCUCACCUGGAGACCAUCCUCACACAGCUUGAGGAGCUUGCUGAUGCCCGCGAGGGAAUCGAUGUCGAGUAUUCUGCUGGUGUUCUCACCGUCACAUUUCCCGACGCCGGCACCUACGUGAUCAACAAGCAACCCCCCAACAAGCAGAUCUGGCUCUCGUCGCCCAUCUCGGGCCCUAAGCGCUACGACUGGGUCAUCGUCGGCGACUCGCAGAACGAAAAGGAGGGCACCGCCGCUGGCGCCUGGGUCUACGCCCGCGACGGCAGCACCCUCGACGACCUCUUCCUGAAGGAGCUCGAUAUCGACCUUAGUAUAGCCCCGUCGACCUACGGUGAGGAUCAGUCGUAG
Molecule: messenger RNA, 633 nt
Organism: Colletotrichum higginsianum IMI 349063
Lineage: Eukaryota; Fungi; Ascomycota; Sordariomycetes; Glomerellales; Glomerellaceae
Product: Frataxin
Exons: 2
Coding region: 1-633 (210 amino acids)
Biological process (GO): intracellular iron ion homeostasis; iron incorporation into metallo-sulfur cluster
Cellular component (GO): mitochondrion
Molecular function (GO): 2 iron, 2 sulfur cluster binding; iron chaperone activity; ferric iron binding
Source: RefSeq, a predicted model, not a curated record